Molecule: messenger RNA, 4635 nt
Organism: Pogona vitticeps (central bearded dragon)
Lineage: Eukaryota; Metazoa; Chordata; Lepidosauria; Squamata; Agamidae
Gene: PLEKHA8
Product: pleckstrin homology domain containing A8
Biological process (GO): intermembrane lipid transfer; ceramide transport
Cellular component (GO): membrane; cytoplasm; cytosol
Molecular function (GO): ceramide 1-phosphate binding; ceramide 1-phosphate transfer activity
Source: RefSeq, a predicted model, not a curated record
GGGGGGUGGGGGGAGAAGGCAGGGAGGCGGGGGCGGGCUCUUGCCUGUCUGCCCGUCUUCCUGCCUGCCUCAGGAUGGCCCUGAGUGUCAGUGCUUCAGCCGUGGGGCUGAGGGCUUAAAAGUUUCCUGGAGGAAGGCCGGGGAAAGCAUCCCCCGUGUCCCAAGCAGAUCUGAAUGGGGGCUCGUUGUCACCAUGGAGGGGGUGCUGUAUAAGUGGACCAACUAUCUGAGCGGCUGGCAGCCCCGGUGGUUCCUUCUCGCAGGAGGGGUGUUAUCCUAUUACGACUCACGGGAAGAUGCUUGGAAAGGCUGUAAGGGAAGCAUCCAGAUGGCAGUAUGUGAAAUUCAAGUUCAUCCUACAGAUAAUAUGCGGAUGGAUUUGAUUAUCCCUGGAGAACAGUACUUCUAUCUGAAAGCCAAGAAUGCAGCUGACAGGCAAAAGUGGUUGGUUGCCCUGGGAACUGCCAAGGCCUGCUUGACUGACAUCCGGACGCUGAAAGAAAAAGAGUACACAGAAAACACAGAAGCACUGAAAACUAAAAUGGCAGAACUUCGGCUGUAUUGUGACCUCCUCCUUCAACAAGUGGAUAAAACAAAGAAUCUUGUUAAAAUGGAACCACUGUUGAAAUCCACCUGCACAACAUUCCUGAAGACCCUUGAAGAAUGUAUGCAAAUUGCCAACGCAGCCUUCUCGUCUGAGUUGCUCCAUCCCACGCCAUCUGGAUCCCCACAUUCGGCUCUCCGCAAAUUAAACAAGCUAAAACUUCCCAGCCUAUUCAGCCACGGUGUAGCAGAAAGGCAGAUGGAACUAAAGAACUGUGAAAACGGAUCUAUAUAUGCAAACGCCAACCUUCCUGAGCCAACCCUGAUUGAUAAUCAGACCCCUGUAUCUAUGAAACCCGGUGGGAGCAAGAAAGAGGGAGAGGGGAAGCUGCUGCCAAACAAAGACAAUCAAGACCAAUCGUUAGAGCUGGCAGGGAGUUCCCUGAACAAAUCAGCAUCACUGAAAGAGGAAACAAACAAUGAUUUUCCAACGUUCUUCAGCGCUAUGAGCAUUAGAUUUAGUGAUAUCAUACUUGCUGAAGAUGAAGGUAUACCUACAGAGGAGUUUCUGCGAUCUUGUUAUGAAAUCGUACCGGUACUGGACAAACUUGGAUCCAAAGUCUUUGCUCCUGUUAAAAUGGAUUUUGAAGGUAACAUCAAGAAAAUCAAUCAGAAAUAUAUAACCAACAAAGAAGAAUUCAACACCCUUCAGAAAAUCAUCCUCCAUGAAGUGAAAACUGAAGAGGCCCGGGUUCGACACUCUGCUACAGAGGCUCUCAUGUGGCUGAGAAGGGGGUUAAAAUUUUUGAAGGAAUUUUUAACUGAACUGAAGAAUGGAGAAAAGAACAUUCAAACAGCAUUGAACAACGCUUACGGAAGAACUUUGCGGCAGUACCACGGUUGGGUUGUCCGAGGUGUUUUUGCACUAGCACUGAGGGCGUCUCCUACCUAUGAAGGUUUUGCAUCUGCACUGUCUGUGGGCGAACGUGAUUAUGAGGAAGAAGCUUUUUAUAACGGAAUGAGAAGGGACCUUGAUAUCUAUCUACCAGCCAUGGAAAAACAGCUCAGCAUUUUGGACGCACUGUACGAACAACACGGGCUGGAGUCGGACGAAGUAGUGUGAUCUCCAGCCAAAACAGUGCCUCACGUAUUCAGGGAUUGUGUCUGUUAACAUAGCGUUUUUUCCCCCCCAGAAGGUGUUUUCUGUUCUGGUCUGUGUUUUUUCCAUACUUGGGAAGGGACUCAAGGCUUCCUUUUUAUAUAUGUACAGAAUUUUUUUUAAUGCUUGUUUGUGUUUAACUGCAAAGGUGCUAUAUAUAUAUAUAUAUAUUCCAGCAGGGGUGUGCCUAUCUUUCUAGCAAGUAUCUGCAGCCAGAGCUUUUGGUGUUGCCUGGGUGGGAAGCCCUAAUGGGGCCACAACUCCAACCACUGAACAGCCACAGAAUGUACGGUUGGACUGAUAACUUCGGAACUCGUAUAUAUGAUUUGCAGGAUUACGAAUGUAGAACAACAUGCACAAGAGCAGGGUUUAAUUUCCCAACCUCAAAACACAGCCGCAGUUGCAAAGUCCCAUAUCCCACAGAAGUGAGUGCCCAUGCAGGUCUCAUUCUUGAAAGCAUCAUACACAGAAUCCAAGGUUUAGUGUCACAGCUACCUCUGAGACCUCCCCUUACUGACACUAGUGCUGCAUAUCGAAGCCGUUGGCCAUCUCCAUCCACAGCGGGGCUGUCUCCCUUUAUAGUAAAUAAGGGCUUGUCCCAUUGUACGCGAUAAGCUGAAACCUUAACAUCAGAGUCUUUGGAUGGGUUUCCAGUUUGAUGUUUUGAUGCUGAGCCAGAAGUACUGAAAGAACCCUUGCAAAAUUAAUUGAGGACACGAUUAGUUCUGGCCCUGUGAUCACCCAUCCACAAUGCCAACAGAUCAGGUGAGGUGGCUUGCAGAGUGAUGUGUGGGACACAGAGGAUUGAGCAGAAACUUGCUUGGACUUGACAUAUCCAGUGCAGAUAAAUGUUCUUGCACUCUCAGGUUAACCUGCUUUGCAAUCUCCAGAACAGUUUACGACAGUUCUGAGAUUGGCACAUCUACAACAUGGGGGGAGGGGCCCAUUUAGCUUACAGAUGGUUUGCACUACAGUACCCACCGUCGGAUAUCGGGACCGUGCUAUGUACAGUGGGUAGGAUUGGAGGGCCAGAGAAUUCUCCACCCUGCUUGCAACCAAAUCAUAUCUAUUCUGUGGUUGGUUUGUUUUUUAAUGUUCCAUGCUACUGCCUAAUCUGGAUUAUUCUCCCCCCUCCAUAGUUUUGGAAUAGAAUCUGGGCUAAUGGAAUAGGAACUUAAGGUAGCUGGUAACCUUUUGUUUAAAAUUAUAGUAGGUUGGCCUUAUCAGAGUUCAUGGUGAGCAAAUAUUCCUCCAAUUAUAUUUAAUAUCAUGCAGCAGUUGCUAUAUAGGAAAUAUACACAGGGCAAAACCCACAAUUAUUCUUCCCUGGAGUAGACCCAUAGAAAUCAAUAGAACUUAAACUAGUUGUGAUUUACAAAUCCCAUUCACUUCACUCGAGUUAGUCUAGUUAAAAAGUAACGUAGGAAUUAACUCAUGGACUUUUUAGUGUUUAUGUUAAUGUGUCGUGUGCCUUCUAUGCUUUAAGGCAAAUGCAUUCAUCAUUUUAGUUUUUGCAUGGUGUAACAGUCAGGAGAAGGAGAAAUACUUGGAAGAGUAGUGGCUGAUGUUCCUAGAUCAAAGGGCUUCAUGCCCCAUAUGUCAAAAUUGCCAAAACAAAAUCCAUCUUUCUCGUUCCUUUCCUAGCAAAUGGCUGCUGCAACCUUCCUUUCUCCCCUCCACAGACUCUGGUUUUCCUUUUUUGCUGGUUUUUUGCAUGUGCAGACUGCUGCCUUUAGGAUAAUAUCGGCCAAUAUUCCUUGCGUCUCUCACCGUUGGCCCUGCUGAUGGGAGCACCAGUCCAAUAACAACUGCUGGCCUGCACUUUUCCAGGACCGCCCUGCAUCUGUUUCUUUUUCUUUCUGUUGCUUUGCAUUCUUCCUACAUAUAAGAUGCAUCUUUUUGAUUUCUUGAAGUGUUUUAUAAUAUGUUCUAUAUAGCUUGUGGAGUCUCAAGAAGAACAUAAUUCUCUUUAGGAGAAAGCUGGGAACCUUGUGAUGUUAGUGAAAGACUGCUAUAAACCAUCUGUAGAGGAGAUCUCUGUACUCUUUACCCAUGCAUGUGGCUACCUCCAAUUUCCCAGCUUUUUCCAAUAUCUGUGGAUGUGGUUAUCGUACAGGGCUGGACCAUGUAUCAGUGAUUAUAUUGAGUCUUUCACAGUGUUAUAUACGCCACUUGGAAACCUCAGCGUGUACUUCCUCCAUCCAGUCAUCUGAAUCCAGCUUUAAACAUCAGGGCAUUGUAAAAUCAAGGCAGGAUCGCAACAUUGGAGAGAUUAAUCAUUGGUUCCAUGCCACAUUCCUGAAGCUACCUCCUACAACAAAUAGAAAUGUGGUUUUUUAAAAAAUGUAUGGGUAGAAAUGUAGCAGAGUACAGUAAUCCCAUGAUAUCAGUCCAGUACUUUUAAAUGCCUCCCAUGACUGAAUUCUUAUAGAAUUGGUCCUUCUAGAUUUGUUCUGUAAGUCCAUAUUUUCUGUGGUUCUCUCUUUAGGAUGGAAUAUUGGGAGAAGUGAGCUAGAUAAUUUGAAGAAAACUCUGAACAAGUUCUGGAAUUUUAAAAACUGAAUUAGGUGUUUGAAUGUGGAUUUUACUGUUUGGAGUGUAGAACCGCAAACCAUCUGUCAGAACUGCUGGAUAGCUCAAUGCUUUCGGUAUCUGGCUGCAGAGCCCAAGGGCUGGGAGUUCGAUUCCCCCCGUGCCUCCUUGACAGAGACUAUGCCCGACGAUCCGUAGGGUAUCUUCGAGCUUUGCAGUUCGAAGAUUAUCAUCAUUAUAUUAUUGUCUAGUGGAUUUAAAAGAUGGUCAUAUGGACUGGGCACAUUCAGACGUCUGUUUCUAUCCACUGUAAAAAAAAAAGCCCUUGUUCAUAAACAGUCCAGUUUUAUCAAUUUGAUGCAAGAGGUUACUUUUUAACAAUAUUGAAAAUCUUGAGUCUC